UCGGAGGCGCUACUAGUGGUAGCGACCAGCGACUAGCAAGUGCACUGUUGAUGCAUUGGUUUUCAUUGCAUGAUUGCACGGCGCACGCAUAUUGAUUGAUCCGCACACAGCAGGGUGUGCAAAAAAUAGUAAAUCCAUAAAAGUUCAUCAGUUAACAUAUGACAGUCUAGAAAAAGUUAAUUGUCGAGCCCAAGAAACCACCGUUUCAGGAUUGUUAUUUUACUACGCAUUCAGUCUACAUGGUUCAAACGGCGCAAAUAAUUGGUGAAAACCAACCAAGUUUACUGUCUCCAAAUACAGAUCCCAUAUCAGUCCAAAUGGCCGAACCGACGGAGGAAAUGCCCCUGAUCGCCAUAGAACCGGAGAAGAUGCUCAACAGCUGGAAGGGCACUAUAAAACUGUGUGCUCUGAUUGCUCUCUGCUGCGUGGUGUACAGCUAUCUGCACAUUUCCAUUAAAACAUUCUUGAUCAAGAGCAAAAGGCUGGAGAAGAUUGGUGUUAUGGUUGUGGCAACUGAGAAGAUGCUACAAAAUCUGUAUGAUCUAGAUCAGAACCUAGCUGGUGACCUUGAAGAACUGAAUGACUUCUAUCUAGACUAUUAGUGUAUAACAUUGAAAGGGUAGAGAGGUAAAACAAUUUCUCAUGUAAUCCAAAAAUAUUUCAUUUUGAUUGUUUUUUUUAUUUUGCAUGAGGGGGGGGAUUUUUGUGACCAAUGGUCACCCUUAGGAAAUCAACCUCCAUUAUUGUGUCUUUGCAAUAUUAAAAACUAUUACUUUGGUGACAUUCCAUCUUUUGCCUGCAAAAUGAGUGGAAAAAGAAUGUUCAAGAAGAACUAGUCAAAAAUAGGUACCUAACUAUGCUAGUCUUGAAGAAAAUAUUGCUACUUAACAUAAAUAUUUUUUAAUUUCCAGAGUUUAUGUCUGUCUUGGUUCUAUUUUAGGGUUUUAUUUAAAUGACAUGUUAUUUUAAAAAUGACAAACUGUGUGUAAUAUAAUUACAAAAGUAAGCUUGUAAGAUUUAAGCAGAGUUAACUUAAUUUUUAUAGUUUUAUAGUUGUUUUAAAACCUGUGAUAUUAUAAUGUGUGCUAUGUGCACAUCUACUAGGGCCCCUUACUUAUAUAUUAAGGGUGUCAUCUCUGCGGUAACAUUUCUUCUACUUGUAGUUCUAUACUUUGAUUUAAUAUGUUACUGUUAUGCUCUAUACCAAAGAAAUAAAGACAUUAAAAAUCA
Pararge aegeria (speckled wood butterfly) is the source of this 1230-nucleotide messenger RNA. RefSeq lists its product as uncharacterized. The transcript is spliced from 3 exons. Bases 240 to 602 code for a protein of 120 amino acids. The record is from RefSeq and is a predicted model, not a curated record. NCBI's taxonomy places the organism in Eukaryota, Metazoa, Arthropoda, Insecta, Lepidoptera, Nymphalidae.